Ilex paraguariensis (yerba mate) is the source of this 1150-nucleotide messenger RNA. NCBI's taxonomy places the organism in Eukaryota, Viridiplantae, Streptophyta, Magnoliopsida, Aquifoliales, Aquifoliaceae. The record is from the annotation of a GenBank genome assembly.
UAUGCAAAUCAAAAAAACUUUCUCAAUGACUUGAUCUCUCCUUGUUCCUGUCUCUCUCUUCUACGCUGCUUCUGUCGCCGAUCAUCGUUGAAGUCUUCACAGAUCCUUUGAAGACAUGUAUGUAAGCUCCACAUCUCCGAAAGAGAGAGAGAACAACCCCGUUUGCCUGCGCUUAAUCCCCUGUAGCUCCACAUCUCCUCCAACGUGAAAACGAAACCCACCGCCCAUCACGGACUUGAGCACCACCGUGUAACCACUGCAAGUGUGCUUCACAAGAGUUAUAUACCAGUGCGAGUCCCAGCCUGGCUGAGCCCACCCUAUUUUCUGCCUUUAAAGCCCUCAUGGAGGUCCAAGGACCCAAAUCUCUCCUACUACCUCACCAACCUUAAAAACCCAAAUCAAAUCUGCGCUUGGAUGGGCCGGAAGACCAUCAUCAACCUCACUAUACCUUACAAUAGUCCAUCUCUUUCUCAUACCAGCUGUCAUCUUUUGCCCUGUAGAGUAAUGGGAAAACAGAGCAGCUGGGAAAGAUCUUAGCCAUUAUCUGCCUCUGUACGAAGCUGCACUCCAUGGUGACUGGGAGAAAGCCAGCACAAUUUUGGAACAAGAUCCAAAAGCUUUCAAGGCAAGAAUCACAGGAGCCUCAGAAAGGGCUUUGUUCGUGGUGAUUAGAUCACCGAGGAAAAACCAUUUUCUAAAGAAGCUGGUGGAACAUAUGUCAUCAACCGAUCUGGCUUUCGUUGACGAAGAUGGCUCAACAGCUCUUCAUAUAGCUGCAAUAGCUGGCAACAUCGAGGCAGCCAAGUUGCUGGUGAAUAAGAACUCUGACCUGCCUAAUAUUUUGGACAAUAAUAACUCACUACCUAUCCAUUCAGCUGCAGCUUGCGGUGAACGGGAGAUGUUUCUCUACUUAAUGACAGUUACCAACGCAAACAUGGAGCCGAAGCCAUUCGAGGAUGAAUCAGGUGUUAGACUAGUUCAUGCUCUGAUAACUUACGGAUAUUAUGACCUGGCUCUCACUUUGGUUAAGUGCUGCCCUAAGUUGGCAUGUUGGGAUCCAUCUCCUUUGCAAUCAAUUACAGUAAAACAUUAUGCUUUCCGGAGUGGAGCACGCUUAAAACACUGGCAAAGAUUGAUCUACAAUUGUUAG